AUGGUUUCUUUGCUGAAAAGAGACGAUGUCGGUCUACACGAGAUUAUAAUUUGGAUAAAUUUAUUGAAUUGGGGUAUAAAAAAUACGCCAGAGCUAGUAGAAUUAGAAGAAAAUACGUCAAGAGAAUGGACAGAAAAAGAUUUCGAGAAAUUAAAAGAGAAAUUAAAAAAUUGCAUUGAAUGGAUAAGAUUUUUUCAAUUGAGUCCACAAGAGUUUGCAGAGAUCCCUUCUACCUACAUUAAUUCAACAAUAUUGACCGGUAGACAUGCAACUAUUUUAUCUAGCUGGAUGAUUAAUUUAUCAAAUGAAGAAACUUCGACUGCCAAUUUCAACUUAUUAUUCAAAGCAA
Molecule: messenger RNA, 349 nt
Organism: Entrophospora sp. SA101
Lineage: Eukaryota; Fungi; Glomeromycota; Glomeromycetes; Entrophosporales; Entrophosporaceae
Source: the annotation of a GenBank genome assembly